Morus notabilis is the source of this 2766-nucleotide messenger RNA. Its product is annotated as receptor-like protein EIX2. Lineage: Eukaryota; Viridiplantae; Streptophyta; Magnoliopsida; Rosales; Moraceae. The coding region runs from base 1 to 2766 and encodes 921 amino acids. Gene Ontology annotation, molecular function: protein binding. The record is from RefSeq and is a predicted model, not a curated record. The transcript has 2 exons.
AUGAUAACUCAAAGGUCCCUUUACACAGCUCAUGUUGGGAUUGUAUGCUUGCUCAUGGUUUUUUCUGUCUGUUCAAGUGCUGGGACUUCCAAGAUUAAUGGGUGCAUAGAGAAGGAAAAGAAUGCUCUUCUCAAGUUUAAACAAGGCCUAGGUGAUGAGUCAAAUGUUCUCUCCUCUUGGGAAACCAAAACAGAUUGUUGCCAAUGGAGAGGAAUCACAGGCAACAACGAAACCGGUCGUGUCAUCAUGCUUGAUCUCAGUCACAACAUUUCUGAUGUCUUCUCCGAGGAGCAACCAUUGUCAGGUGGGAUCAUUCCUUCACUUGUUGAACUCCAAUACUUGAGUUAUUUGGACCUCAGUUUUAACAGUUUCGAUGGACUUGAGAUUCCAAACUUUAUUGGCUCUGUUGCUCUAUUGAAACACCUCAAACUUGCAAGUGUCGGUUUUGUUGGAACAAUCCCCCACCAGCUUGGAAAUCUUACGGAUUUGCACACUCUUGAUCUUUCUAUGAACAUUGAACUUAAUGUCACUGAUCUUGAUUGGUUGUCUCGUUUACCUUCAUUGAGAUACCUCAACUUGUCGCGUCUAAAUCUUUCUGAAGUUGUCGAUUGGUCGCAAUCUAUAAACAAGCUUCCUUAUUUGUUAGAGCUUCGAUUAUCUUCAUGCGGUCUUACUAAUGUCAAUCCUAGUUCAUUUAUGCUCAACAAUUUUUCCAACUCACUUGAACUUCUUGAUCUCUCUGACAACCACUUUGAUCCUUCGAUAUUUUAUUGGUUGUCGAAUAUCAGCACCAAUCUGGUUCAAAUUGGAUUAAGUGCAUGCCAGAUGAAAGGUCCAAUCCCAGAUGUUUUCACAAACCUGGUUUCUCUAGUGUCUCUGGAUCUUUCCUAUAAUCAACUGGAAGGUGGGCUACCAAAAUCUUUUCGGAAGUUAUGUAGCUUGGAAUCACUAAAUCUAUGGGAAAAUAGACUUUCAGAUAGACUUUACGAUUCUGUGAAAAACUUGUCAUGUUCUGAGAAGACCCUUAAGCACCUGCUUUUAAGUGGCAACCCCUUUUGGGGACCAUUUCCUGAUCUUACAAAGUUUACAUCCUUGGUAGAGUUGUACAUAGAUGGUACAAAUAUUAGUGGUCCUCUCCCAAAAAGUCUUGGCCAGUUUUCCAAGCUAGAUUCCUUGAGCUUAGUUUCUAAUAAGCUCAAUGGUUCAUUACCAGAUUUUUCGGGACUUUCAUCUCUACGAUUGUUAUUUCUCUCCAACAAUCAACUGAGUGGAUCUGUGCCUGAGAGUCUGGGGCAACUUUCUAGCCUUGAAGUGCUGCUUCUUUCUUCAAAUUCCUUGGAUGGUAUCCUAACAGAAGCCCACUUUUCGAACCUCUCUCGUUUGCAGUCUUUCGACAUAUCUCAAAAUCCAUUGUCUUUGAACCUGAGUUCAGAUUGGAUUCCACCUUUUCAACUUGACUCAGUAGUCAUGAUCUCUUGCAAAGUGGGCCCUGCCUUUCCAAAAUGGCUUCUAUCACAAAGGAAACUUCGGUCUCUUCAUAUGGCAAACGCAGGAAUUUCAGACUCAAUACCUGAAGGGUUCUCAGAGUCUCUGUCAUCCUUGUGCAAAUCACAAUCUCCAUCAUUAUCUCAUCUUGACAUUUCUGAUAACCAACUCUCAGGAGAAAUUCCCAGUUGUUGGACUCAAUUUCAAGGACUGCUCUUCUUGAACCUGGCAAAGUAUAACUUCUCUGGGAAAAUACCAAAUUCCUUAAGCCACUUACCAAACGUUAUGUUGUUACGUUUGCAUGAGAACAACUUGUCCGGAGAAAUGCCAUCUUUAGAGGGCUGUAAAGAAUUGAGGGUUGUUGAUCUUGGAAGGAACAGGUUAUCUGGUAGAAUACCUAGUACAUUGGCAGGGCAAAACUUGCCUAAGUUACUAGUUCUACGCUCAAGGCACAACGAGUUUAGUGGAAGCCUGCCUUUGAGCCUAUGUAGUUUACCUGCUCUCCAUGUUUUGGACUUCUCACAUAACAACAUAUCUGGUGUCAUUCCAAAAUGUUUGAAUAACAUGACAGCUAUGUCUUAUGAGGUGACAGACAACAUAAUUCUUGGGUUUGUGCAAGUGGUGUGGAAAGGAAUAGAGAUCGAAUUCGGUCAAAAUCUUAAGCUUCUUAGAAGUGUCGAUAUCUCGAGCAAUUCCUUAAGUGGGGUUAUUCCUGAAAACAUCACUAAUCUCUUGAAACUAGUGUCUUUAAACCUGUCAAGGAACAACUUGAUUGGAGGCAUUCCUAACUUUGAUAAGUUGAGCCUUUUGGAAUCUCUGGACUUGUCAAGAAACAGGCUUUCGGGUAGCAUUCCGACAAGCUUUUCUAGCUUGAAUUUUCUGAGCUAUUUGGACUUGUCCUACAACAACUUGAGUGGCAGAGUUCCACUAAGCACCCAAAUGCAGAGCUUCAAUGCCUCUUCAUUUACAGGAAAUCUUCAACUCUGUGGACCACCACUCACAAAAUACUGCCCAGGAGAUGAUAUUGAUCAAGACCGGGGUCAAGUCACCGAUAGCGGUGGAAGCAACGAGAAUGAAGAAGAUGAUAAUGGGUUCAUAACCUUUGGCUUUGGUGUUAGUGUCGGGAUUGGAUUUUUUGUGGGAUUUUGGGGACUAUGUGGCAGUUUACUACUCAAUAGUUCUUGGAGACAUGCCUAUUUUCGCUUCUUUGAUGAUAAAAAGGAAUUGAUCUGCAAGAGAGCUAGAGCAUUGCUCAAGCCAAUAUUACAGAGAGAACACUAA